Molecule: messenger RNA, 1554 nt
Organism: Pisolithus orientalis
Lineage: Eukaryota; Fungi; Basidiomycota; Agaricomycetes; Boletales; Pisolithaceae
Product: P-loop containing nucleoside triphosphate hydrolase protein
Exons: 10
Coding region: 1-1554 (517 amino acids)
Cellular component (GO): nucleus
Molecular function (GO): ATP binding; nucleic acid binding
Source: RefSeq, a predicted model, not a curated record
AUGCAAGGGGUUGACAACGCGCUGUUGCAGGCUGAAGUUAUCGAUCCAGCAACCGUCGUUCCCAUAUUACCAACUGGAGAAGAUGAACGAACUGGGCUAAGCGAAAGGACAAGGAAGCGACUGUUGGACUUGGGAAUACGCGAAUUGUUUGCAGUACAAACAGCCUUCAUUCCUUUCAUUGUCCACCAGAAUUUCGGUACGUCUCCGCUGUGCGAGACAUUAAGCUAUCCACGGGAUGUGUGUGUCUCUGCACCAACGGGGAGCGGUAAAACUUUGGCCUACGUACUCCCUGUCAUCGAGGUGUUGUCAAGCCGGAUCGUCACCCGCCUCCGUGCUCUUGUUGUACUUCCCACUCGCGAUUUGGUCACCCAGGUAAAGGAGACAUUCGAAGCUGUUGGUAAAGGACGUGGCCUAAAGAUAGGAACUGCAACGGGUCAACAUUCAUUUAGUCACGAACAAGCCCAGCUCGUUGAAGACGUCUCGACUUCGAUGAAGGGUGGUUCUAGCAAGGUAGACAUCUUGAUAUGCACUCCCGGCCGACUCAUGGAUCAUCUUAACGGGACACUUAAUUUCACCCUCCAACACCUGCGAUUCCUGGUAAUCGACGAGGCGGAUCGUUUGCUGGCGCAAUCCUUUCAGGAUUGGUUAGUUCAAGUACUGGCAGCCUGUGGACCGCGACGGCGCUCCAGCGACAAGUUACCUACAACUUCCCCAUUACAUGACUCAAACCUUCUACCAAUCUGCGACUCGCUGUCACCAGCAUUGCUGCAGACGUAUGUUGAUUAUCACACGGACGUAGACGAGUUCAAAGAGACUUCGUGCCAAAAACUCCUUUUUUCCGCGACGCUCACACAGGACCCUGGCAGACUUGCCUCGCUUGACCUGCGGAAUCCCAAGUAUUUCAUUGUUCAGAGUCGAGCAGAAGGGGAAGACAGGUCUGAUCCUUUGGACGUCAUCUCCGAAAGGUUUACUAUGCCUGCCACACUAACGGAACACAUGGUCAUUUGCGACCCGUCUGUAAAGCCUCUUAUACUUCUCCACCUUAUCUACAAUCUCUCGAUCCGCAGCGCGCUGGUAUUCACCAAGUCAUCUGAGUCGACCUCGCGUCUGGUUCGCUUGGUCGGGUUCUUCGAGGAUGCGAGCACCGAUCGCGAACAUGUUGUUAUUUGUGCAUACUCGAGUGACCUGCCGACCGGAGAGCGCAAGAGAAUUUUGGAGAAGUUCAAAGCCCAGGAGAUCCAUAUAUUAGUGUGCUCGGAUUUGAUAUCGCGGGGGGCCGACAUCAGCCACGUCUCACACGUGAUUAGCUAUGACGCACCCGUCGAUAUGCGAAAGUAUGUUCACCGAGUGGGUCGCACUGCUCGCGCCGGGAGGACUGGGGAUGCAUGGACACUUGUCGAAGAACAAGAGGCACGUUACUUCAAGGGAAUGCUGCGCGAACACUCCCAUCUGGAGAGGGUAAAACGAAUAAAAAUUCCUCAGAAGGAGACGGAAGGGCAUUCUGCAGCAUAUCAGAUCGCGCUUCAAAAGCUGAAGGAGGCGUAUGCCCGCUGA